AUGGCAGAUGAAUUAACAUUCCUAAACACUAAUACAUCAAGCCAUCUUUAUGAGAAAUUGAAAGAACAUAACUCAAGGCAUCAUCAUUAUCACCAUCAUGAAAAUAAUCAUCAUACUCAUUAUUAUGGUAAUAAUCAUAUUUUAGAUAAUAAUCUUACAACAAUAUAUAAUGAUUAUUGGGAAGCUAAUUGUACAUUUCAUGAAUGGUCAUUAUUAAAAGAUCGUGCAUCUAUUCCUAAAAUAUUUAGUAUUGUUUCUGUUCUUUCAUUACUUGUUCUCAUAGUUGUUUUUGGUAAUUUUAUGGUAAUUCUUGCUGUUAUAUUAAGGAGACGAUUACGUAGUGCAACAGGACUUUUAAUUUUAUCAUUAGCUGUUGCUGAUUUACUUGUAGGAUUAGUAAUAUUACCAUUCUCAAUUGCAAAUGAAGUUUUGGAUUAUUGGAUAUUUGGUGAAUUAUGGUGUACAGUAUGGUUAACAAUGGAUAUAUGGAUGUGUACAGCUUCAAUAUAUAAUUUAGUUGCAAUAUCAUUAGACCGUUAUAUAGCUAUCAUAAAACCAUUAAAUUAUCCUAUGUUAGUGACAAAAUUUCGGGCACGUUGUAUAGUUGCAGCUGUAUGGAUAGGUUCAUUUAUUAUUUGUAGUCCAUCAUUUAUAUUAGCAUCAUCACAUAAAGCAGAUCAUCAAAAACCAUGCCAAUGUACACCUGCUGAUGCCGGUAAAGCAUAUAUAAUUUUUAGUGCUUCUAGUAGUUUUUAUCUACCAAUGAUCGUUGUUAUUUUUGUCUAUGUUAGAAUAUAUAUUGCUGCAUGUGCUGCAACUAAAAGUAUCUAUUCAGGUACAAUGACUGUUCCAACUGUCAAUAGUUGUAAUGGUUAUGAAGGGAAAUAUUUAAAAAGUUUAAUUAUGCAAAGUCCAGCUAGUUUAACAAAAGGUACGGAACAAAUGCCUAUGUUACGUAUACAUCGUGGUUCAACUGUUAAUGCAUUAUAUUGUGGAAAAGUUGAUACUUUAAGAGUUCAUAAUGGUUCUUAUACAAGGGAUAGAAAUAGUGCUGGUAGUAUGAGUUUAGAUAGUGAUGCAGCAUGUAUGCUUAAAAAUAAAGAUGGAAAUUUAAAACUUACUCCUAAUCAUGAUAAUUUUAAACAUCUUAAUUCAACAAAACAUUCAUCUAAGUCAAGAUCAUUAUCACCUAAUGCUGCAAUACAAAAACAAUUAUCAUCAAUGUCAAUUAAUAAUAGUGAUGAACAUAAAGGUUUAAUACGUUCCGCUUCAUCAACAAUAUUUAAAUUAAUUAAAAGAGAACCAAAAAAAAAAGCAGCAGGAGUAUUUGAAAAAAGAUUAUCAAUUGAAAUUAAAGCAGCUAAAACUGUAGCUAUUGUUACAGUAUUCGAACAAAUGAUGUCUUAUGUUAUUUAUACUGUAUUUAAUAGAGAAUUUAGAACAUGUUUCAGGAAAUUCUUGACGUGUUCUCAUUGGUCAAAUUCUGCUAAAAAUGAGCUUUCAAAAGUUUAUUUAUAUCAAGGAAAUUCAUGUAAUUCAGCAACGAGGCAAUGUCAAACUCAACAAACAAUAAGUGUUAAAUCUUGUCAAGGAAAUUCAAGAAAAAAAUAA
Strongyloides ratti is the source of this 1611-nucleotide messenger RNA. Its product is annotated as GH10322p. The transcript has 5 exons. The record is from RefSeq and is a predicted model, not a curated record. Bases 1 to 1611 code for a protein of 536 amino acids. Gene Ontology annotation, cellular component: membrane. Gene Ontology annotation, molecular function: adrenergic receptor activity. Gene Ontology annotation, biological process: adenylate cyclase-activating adrenergic receptor signaling pathway. NCBI's taxonomy places the organism in Eukaryota, Metazoa, Nematoda, Chromadorea, Rhabditida, Strongyloididae.